AUGAAUUGUCCAAGUUUCACUGGUUCAAGCACUAUUGAGGAUCCAGAGAUUUUUGUUGAGGAACUGAAGAAGGUAUUUGAGGUUAUGUAUGUUCCCGAUACUGAGCGAGUUGAACUAGCUAUGUAUCAACUGGAGAAUGUUGCUAGGACUUGGUUUGACAAGUGGAAAGAGGGUAGAGCUGAAGAUGCACCACUUGCAACAAAAGCAAAAGGAGCUGCACCAUCAUUUGCUAGUGCACAUGCACCCAGAAACAAAAGUAGUGUGGCACAAGGAGGUAACUAUGCUCCUGCCGGUGCUAGGUAUGGUAGAACCCACCCAGGUAAGUCUCAUGAUGGCCAGACAAGUUGUUUCAAGUGUGGGCAAGAGGGUCACUUCAUGGAAGAGGGCCCUAAGAAUAGGAAAGGUAGUGGAAAACAGGGAAAUAAAGCUCAAUCUUCAUCAGUUGAUUCACCAGACAGGGAUGCACCUAGGGGAGCUACUUCUGGUACAUGCGGAGGAACAAACUGCCUCUAUGCAAUCACUAGUCGUCAUGAGCAAGAGAACUCUCCAGAUGCUGUCACCGAUUGUAGAACUCUUUUUGUCAAGUUCCAAAUUCCUAAUGAGCGAGUCUUAGAGUGGAAAAGUAGUACAACAAUGCCUAUGAGUCGUUUCAUUUAG
Messenger RNA from Solanum stenotomum, 657 nucleotides. RefSeq lists its product as uncharacterized. The transcript has 4 exons. Bases 1 to 657 code for a protein of 218 amino acids. The record is from RefSeq and is a predicted model, not a curated record. Lineage: Eukaryota; Viridiplantae; Streptophyta; Magnoliopsida; Solanales; Solanaceae.